AUGGCUGAUAAAGAGCAAAUAACAAUGCCGAAUUUAAAUUUUAGUAUAAAAUCACCAAAUAAUAUAUUAAGCAUUUCAAAAUAUGUAGAAUAUUAAAUUUAGCGAACAUUUGACUCUAUAAAAACACAGAUCCAUGGAAUAAUUAUUAAAAUCUCCUGGAAUUCAAGAACUUAUCAAAGAUUCUAUACAAUCAGUUUUAAAUAAUCCUAAUCAUAUUACAUCCUAUAGAUAUCAACAUCAAGAGAGAUCUGAAAGUCCAAUCCCUUCUUCGUAAUUGCCUAAACUAGAAAGGUACAAUAAUACAAAUGUUUUGAAGUAAAUCCAUUAUCUUAAAAAGAAGAAGAGUAUAUAAUUUACUAAUAAUAGAUGGCAAUUCUCCUAAAACUACUAAAAAAUCUUACAACCUUCAUUAGAAGUUUAAGUAAGGUCGUUUUCUAUAGAUGUUUCCAUAAGUUGAUGGUUAGAAUACCUUGAAAAUAUAAUCAAAGCCUAUCCACGUGAUAAGUAUUAUUGAAAGUAACAUUAGAGAGGAUUAAAUUGUAGGAAGCCUUUCUAAAUAAUUCUUUGGACUCUAAAGCAGAGAGAGACAUUAUUGAAAAGCUGAAAUAGAAGAUGGAAAUGGACAAACAGAACAGAUUAAAUGAAAUUGAAACAGUAAAGGCCUUGAAAUUAAUAGAGCCUCGUAAAAAUUCUUAGUUGCUUAAGACAUCUAGAAAUUCCAAAUAUGAAAACAUCUCUAAUAUGUCUGGCUUUUCUUUAUCACAAUAGAUGCCAUAAUUGGCAGGUCCUGUUUUAUUAUAACCAUUAUAAUAAUAAUUAUAAGGGUAAAAAUAAAAAAUAAAAAAAUAAAAAAAGUUUGAUGGCAUUUACUUUAUUGAUCCAAAAUAUCCUUAAGAUGUUGUAUUCUAAGAAAAAUAUGCCUCGAUGAGACACUAUUUUAAUAUUUUGAAUCUUUCAAAUUGCAUAUUUGUUUAACCAACAGUAAACAUUUAUAAGGCAUAUGUUGGAAAAGGAAAUAACGGUAUGCUGGUGAGAUAAAUAUUAAAAUCUCGAUGGUGGUGGAGUAUAUAAGAUGAAAUGGAAGCAUGUCAUUUUGUAUGGACCCAAUUAAAAGUGAAUUCGAUUCAUGAGAAUAUGAGGUCAUUGAUCCGAAAUCCAAAUGAAUAAAAUACUUGUUAAAGUGCUUCCUCCUCAAUUACUACAAUAGGUUCAUUGGGAUUAAAUAAAUAAGAUGAUUAAAGUGAUAAUGAAUAACAAAUUAAAAAUAAUAAAAUAGACCACUCUCUAUGGAACAAAUUUUUAUCUCUUAAUGAGAUAAGAUAAUUUAGUCAAAUAUUGAAUGCUUUAGGAAGAUCUUCAAAAUUAUUAACUAUAGAAUAAGCUUAAAAUAUAAAGAUGAAAUUGGCUAUAUAUAAUGAGCCAAUAAAAAUGCAUAAUCAUUUGGAAAAUAAUUUUCAUUUGGGUAAUAAGAAAGCCUUGUUUUACAACAUGAAGGCUUAUUAUGAAUCAUAAAAUAUCAACGCAUUCGACAAUUUGCCAGUCACUUAUCAUAUUAAAAGUUAGGAUGGUCCAGAAUAUUAAUAAUUUUUAGAGGCCUACAGGGAACGAUAAUAAUUGAUAACUUUAGAAUAGGACAAACGAAGAAACAUUUGGAUAAUAAAACCAGGAGAAAUUACAAACAGAGGCAAUGGAAUAAAGAUUUCAGAGGAUUUGAAUGAAAUAUAGUCUAUAUUAAAUUCAAAGGAAGUUCACAAAAAUGGAAGCUAUAAGACAUUCAUAGUGUAAUUGUAUAUUGAUCGCCCCUUACUUUACAAUAAACGAAAGUUUGAUAUCAGAUGUUACAGUUUAUAUGUUUCUAUAAAUGGAAAUCAAAAGGGUUAUUGGUAUACUGAAGGAUAUGUCAGAACAUCAAGUAAGGAAUUCUCAAUGAAAAAUCUGACAAACAAAAUGAUUCAUCUCACUAAUGAUGCUGUAUAAAAGAAAGGAGAGGAUUAUGGCAAAUAUGAAAAAGGUAACAAAGUGAGUUUUGAAGAGUUCGCAGUGUAUAUUGAGAAUUUAGGAGGGGAUUUUACAAAAAUUUAUUAAAAAAUGAAAGUAUAACUUUUUUGUAGUUUAUAUUUUAGUAAAUGGCAACUGAUUAAUUUAGAGCUGUUUAUGGUAAAAUGGACUAGAAUAAAAAAGAGAAUACUUUCGAAAUAUUUGGAUUAGAUUUUAUGAUUGAUGAAUCAUUUAAAGUUUUAAUGAUCGAGGCAAAUACUAAUCCGUCCAUUGAAAUUUGCUGUCCGCUUUUGUCAAAGUUGAUUCCUCAAAUGCUAGAUAAUGCGUUCAAGUAUUAAAUGAUUUAACUGAAAGAAUAUGUUUAGAUCCAAUAUUUCCACCUCCUAAUUUUUACAAUCCUAAAAAGAUAGUGUGUGAUAAUUAUCUAGAUAAUAAGUUCGAAUUGGUUUUUGAUGAGGUUACUGAUGCACCACUUUUAAAUUAGAGUUAAUAAUAUUGUAAUAUCAUAUUUGUUUAUUGUUAAAGAUGAUAUUGGUCUAAUUGAAGAGGAAUCUGAAGAGGAAGAAGAACCUUAAUGA
Molecule: messenger RNA, 2576 nt
Organism: Paramecium octaurelia
Lineage: Eukaryota; Ciliophora; Oligohymenophorea; Peniculida; Parameciidae
Source: the annotation of a GenBank genome assembly